ACCCAGGCAAGGGACGGCACUAAUCUUCCCCACACCGGGCCUUUGGCCCCACACCCUUUCCCAUAACAAUGGCAGCUUAGUCAGAGAACUAAGGUUUGGUAGAGCACCAAGUUUCACUGUUUUCCUCAGGCCAGAGUGUGGAUGUGAAAGAGGUAUGUAUGGACCAGAGAAAGCAAAGGAUAGUGAUUGAAUUCUGGGUGGCUGGCAUUGCUAACCUAUAAAACAGCUAAGAGCCCACCAGUUUAGCAUUUUGGUGAUAAAAAUGAUGAUAUAAAGAUGCUCAGCUGUUACGUAUUUCUUCACAUUUAGCAACAUCUGUGAUGUAUACCCUCCCGUCUAGUGGUGUCUCACUUCAGGUUAGGCCAAAUAAGAGCAUAGUGAUUAUUUUCAUUGUGCUAUCUGUAAUGGAGAGGCUACAUGUUUAUUUUAGUUACAUUCAGGAUCUGUAAUGUUAUUAGCCUUCAACGUAACCUGGGGAGAGGGGAGGAAAUGAUUACUAGAUACCUACCACUGACUAGAUACCUGCCAGUGCCUAGGGGGACCUAGGAACAAGAACCAACUCUAGUAAAGCACUCCACUAAAGCCCGAGUAUAAGGAAAGAAUGUGGCAGGAGGAGCAACUGUGCAUUCUAAGGAAAUUGCAUAUGCAUUUAUCUCAGAUUCCACUUAGUAAUGAGUGGCUCGCUUUAUUCUCUAGUCCAGUCCCUACUCCAUCUUUACUCUCAGACGAGCAGCACAGGGCUAAGGUAGCUGCUUUAGAUGUUCCUGAAUAGGAACAGGAAUGAGGGGAAGAGGCUUGGUGAAGAGUAGGAAGGUUUCAUCAGCAGUGUCAAAGUAGUAGUGGAGUGGGAAUAACUAAGACCAGAAGCAGCUUCACUUGAUCACAACUCAUCUGCAGUGGGCGGUUAAGGCAGGCACCAAGCCAGCAUCACUUUAUAAAUAAUAAAUCUUUCUUCUGUGGUGAUGUUGUGAAAGACAUGGUCAGGUGGCAUCAGUAUGGCGAAAUAUCACAAAAAGGGUGGGACUGUCUGGAGAAUCAUGUUUGGAAAGGGAACAGGCUACAAAUUAUAUCCAGAACACCUUCAAUAUAUAGCCUAACUGUAAUCUGGGAUGUAACAGUGGAAACAAAUGUCAUCAGCCAAAGAUGGUGUAUAUGCUGGGAUAUUCAUAACAAAAUACUCAAGUAUUCGUUGGUACUUUAGCAUAUAGUAUUUCUGCAUUGAGGAAAAUAGUAAACUGAAAGCAUACCUCACUUCUGUUCAAGAGCCAAUUUCACCUGUUUGCUGCUUCCUUACAGCUUGCAGCUGUGUAGCCAGUAACUGAUCCUUGGGAUGCCUUUUCUCUUUAUAGCAAAAGGGUUCAAGUAGAAACCAGCUGUUAGCUAUUGAGAAGUGAGAAUGUUAGGAAAUGUUUACCUCCUACCUCAUCCUUUCCCUAACUACCUCUUACCACCUCCCAAAUGGUCAUGUUAUUUACGUCACCCACCAUUCAGGGGAGAUGCUAUCAGUAAACCUAGGUGGGUGCACACAAAGGCCUUUGUUUUCCUCAGCUGACAUCUACUAGAUAAUUAUCUUUGUCUAAAGAACAAGUGCCAAUUUUCCUGCCAACUUUUCACUAGGAGGGGAGGAAAUUUAGAAUAUGCAGCCUUCCAAUUACCACCACUAUUAACCAUUGACAGGUGACAAGAUCUAGAUGCUUAUGUGAUCUCAACCAUUUCAAUUAAAAGAUCCACAAGAAAUUAAGGGGGAAAUUAUACAAGGAUACGUAGUUCAUCUUUUAUAGGAAUUGUGAUUUUACUUCUUAAAUUACAAUGGAAAUUUCUCAAGCACUAUGUUGGGAAUUCAUUCUUAAAUACCGAUUUCUCCUUGAAGGAAAAACUGUAUCCAGCAAUUCAGAUAUGGCAGAAGUGAAGUCCAUGUUCCGGGAAGUUCUUCCAAAACAAGGGCAGUUGUCUGUGGAAGAUAUAAGCACAAUGGUGCUGUGUAAACCCAAACUUUUACCCUUAAAAUCUCUGACUCUGGAAAAACUGGAGAAAAUGCAGCAAGCAGCACAAGAAACAAUUCGCCAACAAGAAAUGGCAGAAAAGGAACAGCAGCAAAUGACUCACUGAAUAACUGAGCACUUCUACAUAUCACCCUACCUUACUAUUAACUUUAUUGGAAAAUAAUCCACCUGUAUGCUGAAAAUAGCAAGUUAAUAAACUGAUGUUCAUAUAGAUAAUAUAAAAAUAACCAAGACUAAUGAAACUUGUAUGGUAAAUUACUCUGGUUUGUACUGAAUAUAAGCCAUUAAAUUAACCCAAAUCUUA
Molecule: messenger RNA, 2307 nt
Organism: Miniopterus natalensis
Lineage: Eukaryota; Metazoa; Chordata; Mammalia; Chiroptera; Miniopteridae
Gene: BBIP1
Product: BBSome interacting protein 1
Biological process (GO): receptor localization to non-motile cilium; cilium assembly
Cellular component (GO): BBSome
Source: RefSeq, a predicted model, not a curated record